Moesziomyces aphidis is the source of this 1566-nucleotide messenger RNA. The record is from the annotation of a GenBank genome assembly. NCBI's taxonomy places the organism in Eukaryota, Fungi, Basidiomycota, Ustilaginomycetes, Ustilaginales, Ustilaginaceae.
AUGCAGGUGCUGGUCCGUCGAGCGCUUCGGAGCGCUUCUAGCUCGCGAAGCGCCACCGUGACUGGAUCGCUUCUCAAGCACUUUCUGCAGGCGAGGCAUUCGUCUUCCAAACCCGCCGCGCAGGGCGCGAGUCAGGAUGCUUCGGGGAGCAGUACGACGGACCACCGGGCGAUCGGCAAGGCGCAGUCGCUCUUCCUCACGCACGACUCUUCGCCGGGGACGCCGUUCAUCCUUCCGCACGGCAUGCGGCUGGCACGCAAGGUAGAGCGCGUGGUGCGCGAUCUGUACGACGUGUACGGCUACGACGAGGUGCAGUCGCCGCAGCUGUACAAGACCUCGCUGUGGAAGCGCAGUGGACACUGGGACAACUAUCGCGACGACAUGUUUGCGGCCGAAGGCUACAAGGAGCGUCUUGCGCGCACGUCGGCUUCGACUAGCGUGGACGAUCGCACUGCCUGCUGCUCGAUCCAUGCCGAGGAGCGGGAGGUGGAGGACGAGACGUUUGGACUCAAGCCGAUGAACUGUCCGGGGCACUGUGUGAUCUUUGCGUCGCAGGAGAGGUCGUAUCGCGAUCUCCCCAUUCGAUACGCCGAGUUCUCGCCGCUGCAUCGCAACGAGGCGUCCGGGGCAUUGACGGGCUUGACGCGCGUGCGCCGAUUCCACCAAGACGAUGCGCACGUCUUUUGCACCCCCGACCAGGUCGAGGCAGAGAUCGACGCAAUGCUGCAGAUGCUCACCUCGGCAUACGAUACGUUUGGAUUCGCAGCGUUCGAGCUCGUGCUGUCUACGCGACCGGACGAUGCAUUCAUCGGGAGCGUGCAGGAGUGGGAUCGUGCCGAGGCGGGACUGCGCGAGGCGCUCGACAAGAGCGGCCGCAAGUGGGAGCUCAACGAGGGCGACGGAGCGUUCUACGGCCCCAAGAUCGAUAUCCGUCUGGUGGACGGGCAGGGACGCAGGCACCAGACGGCAACGAUUCAGUUGGAUUUCCAGCUGCCCCGACGGUUUGAACUGUCGUAUGCGGAUCCCAGUGCCACGCAAACGGGGGAGCGAAGCACGCCCGUCAUGAUCCACCGUGCCAUCCUUGGCAGCGUGGAGCGUUUCAUGGCGAUUCUCAUCGAGCAGACGGCGGGUUGGUGGCCGUUCUGGCUGUCUCCCAGGCAGGCGAUUGUGCUGCCGGCCAAAACAGGCUCGGCUGAACUCGACGCGUAUGCGGCCAGGAUCGCCAAGUACCUCUCGCUGGGCAUCCAUCCUGAUGCGGAAGCGUCGCAGUCGUCCGAACGACAUCUGCAGCGGUUCUAUGUGGAUGUGGAAGCAAAUCCGCAGGGCGAAAAGCUGGCCAAGCUCGUGAGAAAGGCACAGCUGGCAAGGUACAAUUACAUCCUCGUCGUGGGCGAGCGAGAGAUGCAGACGCAGUCAGUCACCGUGCGCAAGAGGGACGACUCGAACGCACCCAAAAACCUCACCGCGUCCACCACCGCAGCUGCUGGUGCGAUUGCGAACAAUGCACAGAUCCCCAUCACCGAACUGCGCCGAAUCUUUUGUCAACUCGAUUCGUCGCAUGCCUAA